AUGGACCAAGCUGCCGAUGACGCUCCGAGAGCUGCGCCUCCGCUCCCGUCAGCCAGUGGCGACCUCGUGCUGGCUACUGCCAGUUUGGACAUACCUGUCUCUGAUGUUGCUCUUGCCCAGACUGUGUAUGCGACACCGGCCACUACUCAAACGGAGCUGGAUGCCCGCACUUCCUCGCUGGCGCUGGCGCUGCCGCAUUCAGAGACACCCAGCCAGCUUUUUGCGCUCGGAGUUGUAGCUGCGUCAGCCCGCAACCAAGACUCACAUCGCCGCGUUGGGAAUCAGAAGAAGAAGGCCAAUACUGGUGAAACGUCUAUCGCUACGAAGCAACCCUCCUUUGCGUGGACGACUGCAGCAGCUGAUGCCCUGCUGCGGGCUCGUUUUGACACGGCUGCAACUUUCUUCUCAAAGCUAUGCUGCCGUACUUUGGCAGCAGCAAACAGAACACCUUGA
This is a messenger RNA of Phytophthora sojae, 453 nucleotides long. RefSeq lists its product as hypothetical. The record is from RefSeq and is a predicted model, not a curated record. Lineage: Eukaryota; Oomycota; Peronosporomycetes; Peronosporales; Peronosporaceae. Bases 1 to 453 code for a protein of 150 amino acids. The transcript has a single exon.